UUUUUUUUUUUUGGUUUAAUAUAAUAUCCAAAUGCAUGUUGAUUAUAGUCAUAAAAUACCAGGGCUUCAUUUAAUUUUAGACGCAGUAACAGAAAAAGAAGAAGAGGAAUUGAUAUUAGCUGCAGAUAAAGGAACAUGGUGUGGACUGGGUAUUGGACCAAAUCCAGAACUAAAGAGAAGAACACAACAAUACGGACAUUUAUUUAGUUAUCGAUAUAGGAAAGUAAUAGAGGAAUAUGGUCCUUUACCUAAAUUUAUUGAUUUCUUUAUUGAUCGAAUUAUUGAAAGCAAAUGGAUGUCAAAUAAGCCAAACCAUUUAUUAAUAAAUGAGUAUAAUCCAGGUCAAGGAAUUAUGCCUCAUAUAGAUGCUCCUGCUUUAUUUGGUCCUGCUAUUUUGUCUCUAUCGCUAUUAUCUGAUUGUAUCAUGAAAUUUACAGACACAGAUGAUCAUGUUUCCAUAGAUAUUGUUUUGCCACGUAGGUCAUUAGCUAUUUUAACAGGAGAUGCUAGAUACAAAUAUAAACAUGGAAUUUCUAAGGAUUUAAUAGAAACAACCAGUUCUGGUGAAAUUACUAUUCAUAGAGAAAGACGUAUUUCAUUUACUUUUCGAGAAAUCAUUGCUUGGGAAGAUGAAUCAAAAGAAGAAGAAAAGAAAAAAUAAAAGAUAAAAGCGUUCGAGUAAAAGGGAUAAUUUCCAAUCUUUUUAUGCAAGCCACCUUCUCUCUUACACAAUAGAUAAAUUCAAGCAUAUUGUUGUAAUAUAAUAAUAAAAAGGAAGAACUUUAUUUUUUU
Molecule: messenger RNA, 792 nt
Organism: Cokeromyces recurvatus
Lineage: Eukaryota; Fungi; Mucoromycota; Mucoromycetes; Mucorales; Mucoraceae
Exons: 5
Coding region: 32-661 (209 amino acids)
Biological process (GO): oxidative demethylation
Molecular function (GO): oxidoreductase activity; demethylase activity
Source: RefSeq, a predicted model, not a curated record